GAAAUCCGAAAGGCAGUGGUGUGGCUAACGGUGCUGAGUGCGGCGGCAGGUAACAGAAUUCAGUCACAAUGGGGAACGUUUUUGAAAAACUGUUUAAGAGUCUAUUUGGGAAAAAAGAGAUGCGGAUUCUUAUGGUGGGUUUGGAUGCAGCUGGAAAAACCACCAUCUUGUAUAAAUUGAAACUGGGAGAGAUUGUGACUACCAUCCCUACAAUAGGCUUCAAUGUGGAAACAGUAGAAUAUAAAAAUAUCAGCUUCACGGUCUGGGAUGUUGGUGGCCAGGACAAAAUCAGACCUUUGUGGCGACAUUAUUUCCAGAACACCCAAGGUCUGAUUUUUGUGGUCGACAGUAAUGACAGAGAGCGAAUCAAUGAAGCCCGAGAAGAAUUAACGAGAAUGUUAGCAGAAGAUGAGCUCAGAGAUGCAGUCUUAUUGGUGUUUGUAAAUAAACAGGAUCUUCCCAAUGCGAUGAACGCAGCAGAAAUAACAGACAAGCUCGGCUUACAUUCCCUCCGCCAGAGAAACUGGUACAUUCAGGCCACUUGUGCCACCAGUGGAGAUGGGCUUUACGAAGGCCUGGACUGGCUCUCCAACCAGCUCAAAACGCAGAAGUGAUCGGAAGCGCUCCAUUCCCCAUGCAUUGUGGCAAAGUCAGCUGGCCUCUUCUGUGUGCGUGUGUGCGUGUGAGGAGCCGAGGAUGGGUGUGUGGCUGGGAGUGGGAGCAGCGUUCUCACACCGUGCCUUAGACGUGCUAUAAGAAAACCAGGCUUACAUUUGAAGAAAAACCAGUGUUACACUUUAAAUGCUACCUUCCAUUUCAGGAGUUUCGAGGGUCAGCUUAGGAGGUGAUGGAGGGGUCCAUAGGGCUUUCCUGGCGCACCACCUUCCUAAAGGCCCUGGGGGUGGGCAGGAGGAGGAGAGCUGGCGUGGGGCCCGAGUGGAGCUGUGCCGUCCUGGGUCUGGCGGCUCUGCCUGCCUGGGGUCCUGUUAGACUUUGGUGGCCUUUUGUAAAAGAGGAAGGGCCUGUCGUUCUUCCCCAUCACUGCCAGAGCUAGCAACUCACUUUUCAGUGCUUUAAAGCAAACGAUCCUCAAGAAAAAAAGACUCCUGCUUGCUGCAGGGUUGAAGUUCAGCUUUGAACUUUUCCCUUAAGUUACGUUCUUCCUGGUUUAAUGUGCUUUAUUUAAAGGAACUCGAGAUCUUUUUCAUUAGAGUAUCAAGACUCCAUUAACACUAGAAAAUCAUCCAGGCCUUCCCUCAUGCUAGUUCCUUCCCCUGUUUGCCUCUUAUAAGCCAAAUGGAGACCGUUUGGGUUAAGUAACCCAGUGUGAGGCCAAGACUCUUCACUGGGGCCACACAGUCAAGCGAAGGGCUGGGUUACGGAAGCGAGCUGAGGGUUGGAAGGGAGGUGAGGGUCGUGUUUGUGUCCUUGUAUCACCACCUCGGGUUUCAGACUCCUGAGACUGCUGCUCCCACUUCUCUGCUCUGCUGAAUGUUCUAUGCUCGAAGCAGGAGGUUCACUCCUGGGAUGGAAUCGUCACCAGGUUCAGUUGUCUCCGUUCGACUUGCGGUUUUGGUUAGUUUCUGUUCCCAGGACCACACACCUGUGAGUUCUGAGAGUGAGAGAGGAUCGAGAGGUUCAUUUUGGAGACGAAAUUCCCGGCAACCCCUGUUAUUGCCCCUGAGUUGGUGCUAAAUUUUGCUAUGAAAAAUGUCUAAUCCUGACCGCUCUCCACGGUGCUGACUCCCUCUUCUGGGUGGCAAUAACGUCCUAUGUGGAGACUUGCUUUAUGUUGUCUUCAGAAUAUUCAUAGAAAUGGCCUGGGAUGAGCUCGGUUUCACACGGUAGCCUAGAGCUCGUUUGCGCAAACAGCUGUCAGCCAAAUGUGUACCUACACGCUUCCCCUAGUUCACCUUUGAAAAUUCCUUUUUCAAGAAAAAUGUUUAUUUAAAUUACAGAGGAGGGGAAUGUAAGGUGAAUUUUAACAAAAGUAAACCUUGUUUAUUGAUGAUAAUGAAGUUGGUAUUACUAGGAAAAAGUUUCAUACCAUGAUACAUGUGGGGUGUAAUGUUUUUCUUUAAAAUAUUGACUUGAAAGAAUGUUCAUUGCAAUACUGGCAUCCAAGUCCAGAUUUAGUUUUUAACCAUGGAGUAAUUCCUGAGAAAUAUGUAGGUUGUAUGCCUCAAAUUGGCAGGGCUGUGUCUUACACUUUUGUAUUUAUACUUAGUACAGUGUACCUAGUACAGUGCUAGGCCUCAUUAAACAAUUGUUGAUUGGUUGGACAAUAAAGAACUUGCUUUGG
Molecule: messenger RNA, 2302 nt
Organism: Neomonachus schauinslandi (Hawaiian monk seal)
Lineage: Eukaryota; Metazoa; Chordata; Mammalia; Carnivora; Phocidae
Product: ADP-ribosylation factor 2
Exons: 5
Coding region: 69-614 (181 amino acids)
Biological process (GO): vesicle-mediated transport; intracellular protein transport
Cellular component (GO): cytoplasm; plasma membrane
Molecular function (GO): GTPase activity; GTP binding
Source: RefSeq, a predicted model, not a curated record